UUAAUAUCUGCAUAUCCAAAGAAAGAGAAAGCUUAUUAAGUUUGUUGUUUCUUUCUUUCUUGGAUUGAAUAAUUACCAUGGCAACUCCACCAGGGCAAGGUAGUAACAAUGUUUACUCCUUCAAGAUCGUCUUGAUCGGUGACGUUGCUGUUGGAAAAACCACUCUUAUUGAAAGUUUCGUUUCCGGUGCCUUCAAGAAUCCUAAUCCCACUAUUGGUUUCUCCAACAAGACCAAAGAGAUAAAUGUUGGUGGGAAGCAAUUGAAGUUUUCAAUUUGGGACACUGCCGGACAAGAGAGAUUCAAAGCAAUUACGGCUAAUUAUUAUAGAGAUGCCGACGGGAUCGUUCUGGUCUAUGAUGUGACACAGAGAUCAACAUUCAACAACUUAGUUAACAAAUGGAUUAAACAAAUGGAAGAAAAUACCACAAAGGAGAAAUGUGUGAAGAUACUAGUUGGAAACAAAGUUGAUAAAGAAUCUGAAAGGGUUGUAAGUAAAGAUGAAGGAAAGGCUCUAGCAGAAAAGCAUGGAUUAUUGUUUGUUGAAAGUAGUGCUAAAAUUAAAGAAAAUGUGGACAAAUGUUUCCAAGAUCUAGCACUUAAGAUUCUGGACGAAAUAGAUAAUAAGAAGCCGAAGAAGGACGACGCCCCGGAAAAGAAGCCGCCAUCAACACCUCAACCACCCACAGUGAAGCCUGAACCAGCAACACCAACAAAACCUAAAGCAUCAGAAAAACAAUCUUCAUACUCGGCAACACCACCAUGCAAACGCUGUUGCUAA
Messenger RNA from Hevea brasiliensis (rubber tree), 779 nucleotides. RefSeq names its product ras-related protein RABC2a-like. The transcript has 6 exons. The coding region runs from base 78 to 779 and encodes 233 amino acids. NCBI's taxonomy places the organism in Eukaryota, Viridiplantae, Streptophyta, Magnoliopsida, Malpighiales, Euphorbiaceae. Gene Ontology annotation, molecular function: GTPase activity; GTP binding. The record is from RefSeq and is a predicted model, not a curated record.